This is a messenger RNA of Labrus bergylta (ballan wrasse), 376 nucleotides long. RefSeq names its product sperm associated antigen 8 (gene spag8). Lineage: Eukaryota; Metazoa; Chordata; Actinopteri; Labriformes; Labridae. Gene Ontology annotation, biological process: positive regulation of transcription by RNA polymerase II. The record is from RefSeq and is a predicted model, not a curated record. Gene Ontology annotation, cellular component: cytoplasm; nucleus. Gene Ontology annotation, molecular function: microtubule binding.
GUCCGUUGCCACAGAAGGAGAUUCCGUCUUGUGAUGAUUUUUAGUGCAUGUUGUGCAUGAGCAGUUUUUGUCAUUAUUAAUUCGUUUUAGUGCUAAAAUGACAGAACAAACAGCCACCGGGGAACAUAAAGUUGGGAGAUGUAUGUUGCACAACUGGGCGGAGGAGAGGGCUGUCGCUGCCCUUGGCCAGGCGGAGAACAGGUUCCAGAUCCAAAGACAAGGUCACAAAGGGAUUCUCACUUUGGACCAGGACACUAAAAUGGAGACUGUGACCACACACAGAACAGACUUCCUCCCUCCGAAGGGCCCAGGGGUGCGGGAGAGGGGCAUCAGGAGUGAGCUUCUGGAAAAACAUAUCACCCUGAUGAUAAGGUAA